AUGCCAUCAGGCAAACCUUCUUCUUCUGUCUUCUCAUUACAUCCCAAACCAACACCAUUAAAACCUUCAAGCAGCACCAGCAACAACAACACCACAAACCAAGCAUGCGCGGCUUGCAAAUACCAACGUAGAAAAUGCGCUCCUGAUUGUCUUCUCGCUCCUUAUUUCCCUCACGACCGUCACCGACAGUUCCUCAACGCCCAUAAGCUCUUUGGUGUAAGCAACAUCACAAAAAUCAUCAAAGACCUUAGCCCUCCUGACAAAGACGCGGCUAUGUAUACAAUCAUGUUUCAAUCCGAUGCACGUGCUAAUGAUCCCAUUGAAGGUUGCUAUAGCAUCAUUAGAAAGCUUCAGUACCAGAUCCAAUACUCAAAAAGCGAGUUGGAUAUGAUUCUUCAGCAAUUGGCUGUGUUCCGUAGUCACCAUCAAGAACCGCAUAUUCAGAUUCAAGAACCUGAGGAUCUCUCGAGUUUUUCGAGUUCUUGUGAUCUAAACAUCAACAACAACUUGAUUCCUUACAGUUACCCUCUUCAUCAUGUCCAAGAACCAAUUCAACAGCAACAAGAACAACAACAAUAUUGUUCUUCAGGAAACUUUAAUGGGUUACAAGAAGACAUGUGGUGUCUUCAACUUCAAGAUUCAUCAACGACGGUGAAUAUGAAGGGUGGCUUCAUUGAUGAGUGUGAGGAUGUUAAGCCUGUGGAAGAGGUUUCUAGCGAAACACACGAGUUCGAGCAUCAUCAUCAUGAUGGUUUCGUUGAAGAACGGAAACUUGACUUGCCUUCCACACAAUACAUCAUUUCUUCUUAG
Eruca vesicaria subsp. sativa (arugula) is the source of this 810-nucleotide messenger RNA. NCBI's taxonomy places the organism in Eukaryota, Viridiplantae, Streptophyta, Magnoliopsida, Brassicales, Brassicaceae. The record is from the annotation of a GenBank genome assembly.